Molecule: messenger RNA, 1179 nt
Organism: Ceratitis capitata (Mediterranean fruit fly)
Lineage: Eukaryota; Metazoa; Arthropoda; Insecta; Diptera; Tephritidae
Gene: Rpi
Product: ribose-5-phosphate isomerase
Exons: 1
Coding region: 170-1009 (279 amino acids)
Biological process (GO): D-ribose metabolic process; pentose-phosphate shunt, non-oxidative branch
Cellular component (GO): intracellular membrane-bounded organelle
Molecular function (GO): ribose-5-phosphate isomerase activity
Source: RefSeq, a predicted model, not a curated record
UGUGCAGAAGACCGCUCAAAGCCAAAAAAAAAACAAUCUGAUAACAACUCAUGCGUGAUUGGUGACCUUUUUUAUUCGUAUAACAGAUCAAGUGCAAUUAAUUUUAAAUAGCUAACUAUCUGAUUCCGAUAGAUAAUAUUCUUGGUUGUACUGCAUUUAACGCCAGCACAUGACAAGGGCGACAGUUAAACGUUUAGCGCAAGUAAUUGACUGUCAUUGGAAUCUCAAUAGACUCACAAACAAUACUUUUACAUCUGUAUCGAAAACAAACUCUCGGUCCUCCUAUACCGGCAAAUUGAAUAUGUCGCUUAACGAAGCUAAACGCAUUGCGGCUCAUCGCGCUGUUGACGAAUGGGUUAAGACAAACACAACCGUUGGUAUAGGUAGCGGCUCAACAGUAGUGUUUGCUGUGGAGAGACUCGCUGAACGUGUACGUAAAGAAGGUUUAAAAAUAAUAUGUGUACCCACUAGUUUCCAAGCACGUCAGUUAAUUGUGGAGAAUGAUUUAACUCUUGGCGAUUUGGAUCGCAAUCCUAAACUAGCUGUGGCUAUCGAUGGCGCAGACGAGGUCGACCGCAAUAUGGUGCUUAUCAAAGGUGGUGGUGGCUGUUUAUUGCAGGAGAAAAUUGUAGCAUCUUGUGCUGAGAAAAUGGUGGUUAUAGCAGAUUACACAAAAAAUUCAGAAUAUUUGGGUGAGCAGUACAGGAAGGGUAUACCUAUUGAAGUGGUACCGAUGGCAUAUGUACCGAUAAAAGAGCGUAUUGCGGCAAGGUUUGGUGGCGAGCUGAAACUACGGAUGGCUGUAGCCAAAGCUGGGCCGUGUGUAACAGAUAACGGUAACUUUAUAUUAGACUGGCACUUUAAAGAAAGUUGUGAUUGUGAUUGGGCAAAGGUUAACGGCGAAUUACUCCAAAUCCCCGGCGUGGUUGAAACAGGUUUAUUUGUGAAUAUGGCGACUAAAGCUUACUUCGGCAUGGCUGAUGGCAGCGUAAAAACACAGGAAAAAUAAACUUUAUUAUUUAGCAUAAGGGAAAAUUUAUAUACUCAGGCGCACCUUUUCGGAUUUACACUAUUUAUAUGUAUGUAGUUUUAAAGUUACAUGUUAUUAAUCUCAAAAACAUAUUGUUAAUUUGAAAUUUUCUAUUGGUUUUUAAUGUAAAUAAAUAUUGUAUUUAAUUC